Carassius carassius (crucian carp) is the source of this 1184-nucleotide messenger RNA. Its product is annotated as proline-rich transmembrane protein 2-like. NCBI's taxonomy places the organism in Eukaryota, Metazoa, Chordata, Actinopteri, Cypriniformes, Cyprinidae. Gene Ontology annotation, cellular component: membrane. The coding region runs from base 192 to 977 and encodes 261 amino acids. The record is from RefSeq and is a predicted model, not a curated record. The transcript is spliced from 5 exons.
UCCUCUCAUGCUGUUGUCCUCUCCUCCUGUCCAGACAGUGCGAGCCUGCAGCCAGUAAUGAUCCCAGCAUCCCUGCCGACGGGAUCACGACUACAACACCGCCUUAUCUUUCUUUGAACGCGCAUUUAAACGCCACACACCGGAAUAUUAUCGAGCUUUCAUUAGAAUCGUCUGAGAGACUGUUUGUUCUAAUGGACUUGAGAGCGAACGUACUGGAACCGCGCGCUCCACACGGGACGCCGUCUGAACAUCAAGCAACGCUGGCCACAUUGGCACCCUCCGCCGUCUCGAUGGAAACCGAGUACCAUCAGGCAUCGUUGGGCUCUCUGGUUUGUACCCAUGAUGUAGAGCCGACCAGCUGCCAGACCCCAGGCCCUGUGACAUACCAGCCCGGGCCCACCGGGGUCGGAUUGGACUCCUUCCCAUGUCUGCGCCCCCUCGCUUUCCCCCAGCAGUCCAAGGAGAAGGCGCGCCGCUCGCGAGAGGUCACUGUUAUGGUCAAGGAGAAAGCAGAGAGUGCUGAUAGGAUUUGUUCAUCCCCGAAUGAUGCUGCUGCCUCCAAACCCAUUCUCUCGUCUCCUCCUCGCCGGCAUCAUUCUCUCCCUCAUUCUCACCAUCCACAUGUGGGCCGCACCCGGAUGGGCAGCCGCUCCAGCUCCAUCGCCUACACAGCAUUCUCCCCACGGCCCUCGAUUUCACGUCACUCCAGCAUCGCCACCAACCCCCCGAUGGACCGCUCCAAACCCAAAGACUACCUCAUCCUCGCCGUCAUAGCCUGCUUCUGUCCUGUCUGGCCAAUCAACAUUGUGGGAUUUGUUUACUCCAUCAUGUCGAGGAACAGUCUGGAGCAGGGGAACAUCGACGGAGCGAGACGAUUGGGUCGCGUGGCCAAGCUGCUCUCUGUGGUCUCUCUGCUGGGAGGAGCCAUCAUCAUCGUAGCAUGUGCUGUGAAUCUGUCAAUUAAUGUGAAAUCCUGAGAGGGUUGAGCGUGCCACAGAAUCCAGCUUUACAUCAGACCACUGACCCGAACACCACGGCCCAUUUCUUUUGCCCCACGGCUGCUGUGACGGCAAUCGCAACACAGAGAGCAAUCGAUAAUCGGAUGACAUUGCUCUCUAAAGAGAACCCUUGGGAAUCUGCACCAGCAUGCCAUCCUUCAAACAGAUGGAGUAAGAUACUUCACU